Messenger RNA from Durio zibethinus, 1026 nucleotides. The record is from RefSeq and is a predicted model, not a curated record. NCBI's taxonomy places the organism in Eukaryota, Viridiplantae, Streptophyta, Magnoliopsida, Malvales, Malvaceae.
AUGACGAUAAUUCCAGAUGGUUAUCGUUUUCUACCGACCGACGAAGAGCUCGUUCUAAAGUACCUCCUGAAGAAGGUGAGAGGUGAACCAUUAUCUUCCGAGGCUGUCAUUGACAUGGAAAUCUACGGCGAUAAUGAUAAGGAACCAUGGAAGAUUUUUGGUGAGUCCUCAUCUGAAAAGUUCUAUGUCUUCACCAAGCUGAAGAAGAAGGGUAAGGGAAGAAGGAUAGAACGAAAAGCUGGUUGUGGGACUUGGAAAGGUCAGAGAACCGACCCUGUUAAGGAUUCUCAGAACAAUCAAGUGGGUUUCAAGAAACUCUUUGUCUUUGAAGUUAAAAGUACUUCUGGUACCAAGAAUGCCAACAAUGGGCAUUGGCUGAUGAACGAGUUUUCCCUUCUUAAUGAUCGAAGUGAUUAUGUUCUAUGUACAAUAAGAAAUAAACAUGCAAUUGUUGUAGUUGAUAAUCAGCCACGACCAAAAAAGAUGAGGUUCAGCAGUUCACCUGAAAAAGAGCUGAAUUCUUUAGUUGAAGGAGCUACACCAGUAUUAGCAUCAGAUAUUGAAGCAUUGAGCUAUGCUGCAAAUUCAAAUAAUUUUAUUGAAGUAACAUUGCCGGCAUUGCGUUUUGAGAAUGCAUUGUUUGCUAACGUGGUUGAAGAUUCUGAAGAAGAAACGACUUCUGAAAAUUUUGAUGAAGAGGCUAGACAAGUCCAAAUUUUGAAUGAAACGGGUCAGGCCACCAAUGCUCAUAUCAUCAAUGCUCAAGAGUUAAGAAAAAGAAGUAUGCAGCAGCAAAGCAUGGUUAGAUUUGGAAACAACUAUGCAAUGGAAGACAUGGGGACGUCUUUCACGAUAGCAGCAGAAUCUAUUUUCACUUCAGUCUCAGCCUCACCAUUGGAGUACUUGGAUGCACGAGCCUCAGCCUCAGCUUUGGCCUUCAAUGCAAAACCCUCCUCAACAUUGUUGGACUUUGAUGCAGGAUUUUCAAACCAUGAUCUGCUUCCUUUACAUAAUUUGUUAUACUAA